UCGAGGUUUCCAGAUAAUCGUGAUUGACUUGAUAGUGUAUACUUUAUUGAUCUGCAAUGCAACACGUGAAUUUACCGGUUGGUGAUCUAAUUUCAGCGCUUACACAAUAACCUUUGGGAAGGCAAUAUGUAAACAAGUAAAAGUUUGGCUUUCCUGGAUGCAGUUUUUAUUUAUAUGAUUCAAGGCACAUUCGCUGAAACUCUGCAGCUGGCAUCUUAAAUGUGUAUUUAAAGACGCAAAGGAUGGCGGACAUAAGGACAUAUAACGUUGUAAUUUUGGGAAUAGGAUUUUUGCUCAUUUUUACAGCCUUCACCACCUGUGGAAAUAUCGAACAAACAGUGGUGAAAAGCUUGAAUAACACAACCUUCAUUGGGAGUGGGUAUCACAGCCUUGGAAUAAUAUAUGGAGUUUUUUCAUUCUGUAAUUUAUUAGCUCCCACCAUUGUUGCAAUAAUUGGACCACAGCUCACAAUGUUUUUGAGUGGAAUUCUUUAUAGUGGUUAUAUUGCUGUAUUCAUCAUUCCAUCCACAUGGUCCUUUUAUUUGACAUCAGUGCUAAUUGGCAUUGGAGCAGCCAUGCUUUGGACAGCUCAAGGGUAUGUUCUAUUGGAGAACUCCGAUACUUCCACCAUCAACAGGAACACAGGAAUGUUUUGGGCUUUACUGCAGUGCAGUAUGUUGUUUGGCAAUUUAUACGUUUAUUUUGAUUGGAAUGGAAAAACUGAAAUUUCAGAUAACGACAGAAAGAUUAUGUUUGUGGCCCUGCUGGUUAUCUCAGUUCUCGGGACACUAAGUUUCCUUGCCCUGAGGAAGGUUCGUGAACAGGAAGAUGCUCUCUCUGAAGAGGAGGGCCAGUCUCUGUUAUCAGCACGACUCAUAUAUAAACAAAGAGUAACUUCUGCUGUGAUGGAAGCCAAAACAGAGUUUAAGACCAUUUUGGAUAUCUUCAGAACAAAAACCAUAUUAUUAUUAAGUUUCUGCAUGGCAUACAGUGGUUUGGAGCUGUCGUUUUACAGUGGCGUGUAUGGAACUUGCAUUGGAGCUACGACACAUUUAGGAGCUGCAGCAAAAGGCUUGAUUGGCAUUUCAGGCAUUAUGGUGGGCAUUGGAGAAAUAGUUGGGGGAGGAUUGUUUGGCCUUGUAUUGAAGAAUAACCGUUUCAGGCGCACAUCAGUGGUCUUCUUAGGGAUGGUUGUACACUUUGUGGCCUUCUACCUGAUAUUCCUCAACAUACCAGAUGAUGCUCCCGUGGUUCUCAAAACAAGCUCGCAACAUAAGCCAUAUAUGGCACCAAGUGUGUCCAUUGCCCUGCUGUGCAGCUUCUUGCUCGGUCUCGGGGACAGCUGUUUCAACACUCAACUUUACAGCAUCCUGGGACGUGUGUAUGUUGAACGUAGUGCACCAGCCUUUGCUAUAUUCAAAUUCGUACAGUCCAUUUUUGCAGCAGUGGCGUUCUUCUACAGCGGUUAUGUGCUUCUGACCUGGCAGCUCCUCAUUAUGGUCAUCCUGGGCUUCACAGGAACGCUGUGCUUUUUCAUAGUGGAGAGGUUGCAGAAUGUGUCAGCUGAUACACAGGAGUAUUAGGCCCUUUCAUUGUGCCAUUGCUCAGAAUAAAUAAGCAGUCGUACCACUUGCACUAUUUGAUUGUUGGAAUGAAGAUGAACCGCUUAGCAUAAAACACUACUCAUGAUUUUGUGAGAAGGUGACUGUUUUUUUUUUUCUUUUUGGACCUUAAAGGGACAGUUCACCCUGAAAUGAAAAUUCUGUUAUCAUUUACUCACCUUGAUCCAAACCUGUGAUUUCUUUUUUUUUUUUUUGUCUUAUCUGUGGGAAACAAGAGGAGAUGGAAAAAUGUCCAUGUUUUUUGGAAAAAGAUGCAAUGAAAGUGAAUGUAACUGAGUCAAAGAUGCUGUCUAACAUCUCAUUUUGUGUUCCUUGGAAGAAAAGAAGUCAUAUGGCUUUUCCCACCAACAUGUAGGUGACGUUUUAUUUUUGGGUGAACAAUCCCUUUAAAGUUUAGAUUUACCUAAAACAAACAAUUUCCAAUGUUUACUUGGAUGGAACAAGAACACUUUGUGCACAAUAUUUGAUAUUUAUUUGAUGGAAUUGUAUUGGGAAUUAUUGAAAUCAUGCCUUAAAAAUAUAUUACAUUUACUGUAGGCCUAAGUUAAGUUUCAUAUUUGUAAAAUAAUGUUAGCACAAAAGUCUGGUGACAUCGCCUCGUCACAAUCUCUUCUGUAAUUAACUUCUCAACGGCAAUGAAAAAAAGUUAUUUAAGUGCCUACACAAAGAGGAGUGGUUAGUCUUCUCUGAAAGCAUUUCUCUCAGGGUUGUGCUGUAUGAUUAGGCAAUUUUUAUAUGAUCUGUAAUCAAAAUGGCUAUUGAGAGAAAAAAAAAAAAAAAUUCAAACAUGAUUUUUACACUGUAUAUACACUAUAUACACUAAUAUGUUUCCCAUUGUGAAAUGUUUAGCCUUUUAAACAUUGACUGUGUUUUUAGUUUUGUUUUUUUAACCAUACCAGAUAAGCUGCUUUCUGUAAGUGAAAGUAUUCAUAUAGUGUCCUAAAGGCAAAUAUGUUCUCAUUGUGCCUGAUGACUCAACACAAGUGAAGCAGACAAAUAGAAAGUUUUUAAACAAGAAUCUCACUGUUAUCAUAAAGGUACUCUUCAACACAUAUUUUGUAUUCUAUUUUAAUCGCAUUUUGUAGUGGAAUCCAAUACGUAUUUCUCUUUACAUUGCAUCAAAUGUGCUGAGCACUAAUCAUACCUUGUUAUACAUGCUGCAGAGUACUAUACAAUACAGAAUUAUAAUACAGCUGUUGUGCUUUUAAACAAUUGUAAAUGCUAACUGUCAGUUCUACAGCAUUGUGCAACUGUCUGUUCUGAUCAUAUUAUGGUAUCUUUGUUUGUAUCAAGUAAUAAUGCAUACGUUGACUUCAUGGUUAAUUAUAUUUAGGUGUCUAGUUUUAGGUUAUAUUUCAUUUGUUCUCAAUGUGUCAAAGCUUUCAAAAGUUGGUUGUGUACACCUUUGGAUUUUUAGAAUUUAAAUCCAUGACAUUACAUUUUCUUUUCACAUGCAUACUCAUCUACUUGAUCCACUUGUCUGUCAAACACUAGCCAACUGAAAACGUUUAUUUCACUACAUUGCAGCUAUGCAAUAAUUUAUAAGUGUCAUAUUGUAAUACUUGUAAUUAUCCUUCUGCCAGAAUUUGUUAAUUGACAAUAAAGAUGUAAUAUGAAACAUUUUAAUGCAUUUCAAUAAA
Xyrauchen texanus (razorback sucker) is the source of this 3262-nucleotide messenger RNA. RefSeq names its product UNC93-like protein MFSD11. The transcript is spliced from 14 exons. Lineage: Eukaryota; Metazoa; Chordata; Actinopteri; Cypriniformes; Catostomidae. The record is from RefSeq and is a predicted model, not a curated record. The coding region runs from base 243 to 1583 and encodes 446 amino acids.